Molecule: messenger RNA, 4518 nt
Organism: Dunckerocampus dactyliophorus (ringed pipefish)
Lineage: Eukaryota; Metazoa; Chordata; Actinopteri; Syngnathiformes; Syngnathidae
Gene: ppp2r5a
Product: protein phosphatase 2, regulatory subunit B', alpha isoform
Exons: 13
Coding region: 885-2369 (494 amino acids)
Biological process (GO): protein dephosphorylation; signal transduction
Cellular component (GO): cytosol; protein phosphatase type 2A complex; nucleus
Molecular function (GO): protein phosphatase activator activity
Source: RefSeq, a predicted model, not a curated record
GCAGUCCAGUCCAGUCUACUUAACAGCAGCAGGUCGAAACACGACACACAACGGUGGUGCUGUUGGGUGUAGUUUUAUGGCUGUCGCCUCGCUGCGGAUUUUUUAAUUUUGAAAAGCAUUUGACACGUUGAAGAAAAUAUUCCGUACGUGCAGAGGCUGGUUAAAGGUAACAAAUGUCGCGAUUUCGUAACGUAACUAACACGGCUGGUCACGCGGCUAACUUUUUAAUGAAGUGUCGAUGUGAAGAGGGGAUUUGAACGACUCAGCGACGGUCAAAACGGCGUAUAAGAUUUUGCAUUUUUGCUUUUACGAACAGCCGCACGGUUUUACAUGGAGCCACUACUUUUCGACGUUGCAGCGAAGUGUGAUUGCACAUCCAGCAACGUCCGCUAAAGCUAGCAGCUACGUAAGCUAGGUAGGUGUUAGCCGCCAGCCCCUCGGUACAGUACAGUAGUUAACCGCACACAUCCGCACAACUUUGUCAAUGCAAUAGGCUUAGCUGCACAUUUAGACAAAAAAAUCCAGCUAAAAAGUCCACUACUGUGUUUUUAUAUGUGAGUGACUUUUUGGGUGAACUAAAGGGCUAUGUCGAGUUGUGCUUUUGUGCUCGGCGUGUCGAAGAUUACUCCUAGAAAACGAAAAUCCGCCCAUAAGAUGCAUCGUCUGUAAACAGCCUAAACCCCUCCACCGACGCGCAAUGUCGGACCACGCUAAGUGAACAGUCGCGGUUUUGACAGAAAACGGAGCUUCAAGUCGCGCAGGUUGCUCCACAUUUUUUGUGCUGAUGCGAACGUACAGAGGAGUUGUUCUUUUUUUCAUCUGACGAGGAAGGGAUACGGGCAAAUUGUCCUCAAGCAUAUUUUUUGUCGGCUUCUUGCAUCAAAAUGUCGGCCAUCUCUGCAUUCGAGAAAGUGGACGGAUUUACGCGAAAGUCCGUGUGGAAGGCCCAGAAACAGAGAAAAUCGCCGAGCUCGUCUCAAUACAGGACCCCAGUCGCCCCGGUGGAGCUUUCGUCUCUGCCCCAGCUAAAAGACGCUCCCUCCACUGAGCAGCAGGAACUUUUCACCCAGAAACUCCAGCAGUGCUGCGUGCUCUUUGACUUCCUGGACUCUGUGACGAACCUGAAGAGCAAGGAGAUCAAGAGGGCCACGCUGAAUGAGCUGGUGGACUAUGUGUCCACCAACAGAGGAGUGCUCGUGGAGUCUGCGUACCCUGACAUCACAAACAUGAUCAGCACUAACAUAUUCCGCACACUUGCACCGAGUGACAACCCGGAUUUUGACCCAGAAGAGGAUGAACCCACUCUUGAAGCUUCAUGGCCUCAUAUCCAACUAGUCUAUGAGUUCCUACUGCGCUUUCUUGAGAAUCCGGACUUCCAGCCCAGUAUUGCAAAGCGCUACAUCGAUCAGAAGUUUGUACUCCAGCUUCUGGAGCUGUUUGACAGUGAAGAUCCAAGGGAGAGGGAAUUCCUGAAGACCAUCUUGCACCGGAUUUAUGGAAAGUUCCUGGGGCUACGGGCCUUCAUCCGGAAGCAGAUUAACAACAUCUUCUUGCGGUUCAUCUACGAGACUGAACAUUUCAACGGAGUUGCUGAACUACUCGAAAUUCUGGGAAGCAUCAUCAAUGGCUUUGCACUGCCUUUGAAGGCGGAGCACAAACAGUUUCUGAUGAAGGUGCUCAUCCCCUUACAUACAGCGAAGGGACUGGCCCUCUUUCACGCACAGCUGGCCUACUGUGUGGUCCAGUUCCUGGAAAAGGAUCCCACUCUCACUGAACCGGUGAUCCGAGGCCUGCUGAAAUUUUGGCCCAAGACGUGCAGCCAGAAAGAGGUCAUGUUCCUGGGUGAGAUUGAGGAGAUUUUGGAUGUCAUUGAGCCUACACAGUUCAAGAAAAUCCAGGAGCCGUUAUUCAAGCAGAUUUCCAAAUGUGUGGCCAAUCCCCACUUUCAGGUAGCGGAGCGAGCGCUGUACUUUUGGAAUAACGAGUACAUUCUCAGCCUCAUCGAGGAGAACAUUGACAAGAUCCUCCCCAUCAUGUUUGGUAGCCUCUACCGAAUGUCCAAAGAGCACUGGAAUCAGACCAUUGUAUCUCUGGUCUACAAUGUGCUGAAGACACUGAUGGAGAUGAACUGUAGUCUGUUUGACGAGUUGACCUCCUCCUAUAAGUCAGACCGGCAACGGGAGAAGAAGAAGGAGCAAGAGCGUGACGAGCUCUGGAGGAAGCUGGAGGAGUUGAGGCUCAUUAACGCCACGCUUGAACAGAACAACAGCCACAAGCUCCUCGGUGUCCAGAACAACAACAAGAAUAGCAAUAAUAACAACCAGGACAAGGCCGCCAAGGCUGUUGACAAAGAUUACGGCGGCCACUGAGAAAGAGAGAGCUACCCACGUGCCAAAAACACACUGUAGUCCUGCUUUUAACAAUCUGGUUGGUGCCGUCUCCACCACUGUCAGAGGAUGAACAAAGAUGGGAGACAAGCUACACCUCACUUUAUAGAACGUUUUUGAGUGACUUCAAACGCCUCACGGAAAACAAAGUUUGAUGUUAGUGCGCGGCAGCAGCAGUAUGUUGUUGUUUUGUCUGCUCUUGUCGUAUUCAAUGUACAUGUUUUGUGGUUUGAGAAAAUAACGACUUGAAUUCAGCAUUUCAGAUUGUUUCUGCGACAAGCUGAAUAGCUCAACAAAGAUGUCUACUUUAUAUUGUUCUGCGUCGUCGCUGCCAAGUGCGGUAAGUGCAUUGUGGGAGUAGUUGAAGCAGACGGGACCAGACUUAACUCUUGAAACAUGUACAGAACAGAGAUGGAUGGAACAAUCGGCAUCAAUAUACCAAUCUGAUAUAUGUGUAAGACUGUCCAGUGGGGGUGUUAAAGUGGAGUUAAAUCAUCUUCACAUUUAGUUUUACAUUUCAGGUAUUUUAUUUUUUUCAAUCUAUGUGCAACCAUGUGAGCGGCGCAGCAGCUUUUAUUACAAGUAUUUACACUGAAGUAUUGACACAGGGCUUUCCAAUUGUUGUUUAGGGGAUGCCGUGAUGCUGCUGUCUUUCAGUGGAAUAUAAUGUACUAGCUGUUAGCUUAGCAUGAAGCCUGGAAACAUUCAUUUUGGUGAACUUAACGGUAUACACUAGGGUUGUCACAAGAUCCCACAAGGUUAAAACAUGACAAGAUUUCUCGUUCAGAAAAAAAAACUUGUCUUGUGGGCACGGGGCCUGUGACAAAAAUAAAAAAAUUUAUUAAUUGCACAAUUUUGCCAGUCUCAAUAUAUUGCCAUAUGUAUGCGUGUCUGUUGCCCUUGUUUCUCCCGCCUCCAAACAAGCAGUGAGAGAGUUCACUGAAUUAAUUCCAUAGAACAACAGCAUAAAUGGAGUGAGCCCUUUUUGUCAGUCAUACAGUCUCUCUGUCUCGGUGGGUGGAGGCGGGGCCGUUAGCAUGCACACAGUGCAGAAGAGUGUAAAGUAGUUUAAAGUUUGUUGAUUGCAAUAUAUUUUGUAAUUGUACUUUCCUUAAAAGUUAUGUUAAAAUCUAGUCCUGUCUCAUUCUCGUAGACCCAAUCGCAUGUAUCGUCUCGCCUUGUAAACUCAGUGUCUCAUGACACCCCUAUUAUACACACAUGAGCUUUCCCCUGUUUCCAGCCUUCAUGCAAAGAGUCACUCCGCGGCAUACAAGUGUGGGAUGUAUUUCCAUCACGUCUAACUCCAGUGAGGGAAGUAGAGUAUUUUUUUUUACUUAAAAUUAUUUCUGUAAAAAAAAAAAAAAAAAAAAAAAAGGAAGCAAAAACAAGACGUACAGGACUAUAUUUUUCCAAAGUGAAUAUUUUUUUGUUGAGUUUAUUUUGCAAAUGGACUAAGAUGGGAUGCCAGGUAUGGGCUUGAUUGUACAGUAUAUUUGUGGAGUGGUCGUAUAUGUAAGCUAGAUGGGAGGUGACUUUAUUAAAAGGACGGCGCCACUCUUAUUUAAAGGGGACCUGUAUGACAUCGUCGGUUUAAAUGUGUUGAUGUUAAUGUACAGUAACAUACAGGUCGUCGCUGUGAGCGAUACGUUUAUAUUCAGCUGUCAUGUCAAGCCAAUGAUAGUUUGUCAUGUUAUCAUGUAUAGGGAUGCUGCCCACUGGCUUUUUAGGGAGGGAGAGCCUUUAAGAUGUUCAACUAAACCUGAAAGGCUCAAUUCAUUAAUAUAUAUUCUAUAUUAAGAGCUUAUUCGUCAUCUUUCUUCUUCACAGUAUUGCUGUAAUUGUGCAGGAACAGGUCAAAAAGACAUUUUAUUUUCCGCAUUUCCCUCACUUUAAGGUGUGUUAUGAAGUAGCAAAAUAAGAAAAUAAACGUCACAAACUCCUACCUGAAGUCAAAUUUACUGCCUGUUCCUGCUCACACUCUUUACCUCCAGUCCUAAUAACCUCAGACUAGUUUUCAUCGGGAACCGUUCCAUCUUCUACUCAUCCUUAUAGGAAUGUUGUAUUCUUUUUAGUUCCGCUUUCUCUGAUGCCUUUCUGUCAGUACAGCAUUCCAACGUCUAUGUUGGGGGGG